Molecule: messenger RNA, 408 nt
Organism: Raphanus sativus (radish)
Lineage: Eukaryota; Viridiplantae; Streptophyta; Magnoliopsida; Brassicales; Brassicaceae
Exons: 1
Coding region: 1-408 (135 amino acids)
Source: RefSeq, a predicted model, not a curated record
AUGGAUUACCUAUUCUGGCGGCUCCCUCAGGUAGUAGAAGAUCAUCACUAUGCGUGGAUUCUAUGGUAUAUUUGGAAGGCAAGGAAUAAUAAAGUUUUCAGUAAUUUGGAUGUAGAUCCUCGAGAUACUCUUCAAUUGGCUGAAACAGAAUCACGGCUCUGGCUUGACGCACAAAUUUCAUCUGAUCAGAGAUCAGAUCAAGUUCGACCAGACAUUAAUUCUCCACUCCCAGUCAUUCCAGGCAGAUGGUGCUUCUUGGAUGGAUCAUGGAAAGAUAAAGAAGUUUUCUCGGGACAAGGAUGGUAUAGCACUUUGGAAGGUUUUGAUGGAUUAAUGGGAGCGAGAAACACAAGAUCGAGCCAGUCACCUCUUCACUCAGAGAUUGAGGCUCUUGUGUGGGCAAUGUAA